AUUGUAUCACAUUGUUUGUGUCAUAUUACUACGCUGUAUUUUGACUCGCUCUUGUCUCGUCUUCAGCCUCUUAAAGACUUCAAUUUAAUGAAUUUGGUUAUUUAUGCAGGAGCUGGAUGCUUUACAGAAUUCAAUUACUUUGUUGAUCGACGAUCUCCGUAAGACCUUGGAUAGCUCCGACUACAGCUAUUUACUUCAAUCGAUUAUUGAGUCCAACAGGCAAGAUUUGGAGCUUGAUUUCGAAGUCCUUCCCUUAAUUUCUAUAUUUAGAACCUCACUCAACCUCAACAAAACGCCGACAGACAAUUACGCCGAGGUCUUACAAUCAAGUUUAAAGAACCUAAGGGACAAAACACCCUGUCAUAAAAUUCAAGGCAUUUUGUCUCUUUUUGCGAAGCUAAAAUUCCAACUUCAAUUGCCUUUCGACGACAGCAAAAUCGAACUUGCAGAUGGCGAAGAAAUUCUGUGGACGUCCUAUGGGAUUGCCAACUGCACGAGAGUGCUUCGAAAGCUGCUAUUUGAUGGACAGAUCAUACUCACCAACUACAGACUGAUCUUUUUAGAGGGCUGCACUGAUGUCUUUUUAGAUCAAUCUACCCAAGAAAAUGCGUCUCUUUGGUCGAAGAAAUACCAUAUCAUACCGUUGGGCCAGAUAAUGCAUUUUACAAAAAUGAACGAUUCGAAGAUGGUGUCUAAAGUGAAGAGAGUCUUAUUGAUCACAAGAGAUGUUCGAAUUCUGAAACUCGGGUUUAUUUCCGGAUCUCACCGACGAAAGGAAAUGUUCAUUAAACUCCGCGAAUAUUUCAGUAACAUGCCUAGGAGCCUAUUUUGUUGGUCUGCCAAAGAUCCGUCUGCCUAUGUAAAGCUUCUUCACACCACUAACAGAGACAUGGUUUCUCGCUCUGUUCUCUUUGAACACAAACAGUCUUUGCUCGACGGAUGGACUUUUUAUGACGUAGAUAAGGAAUUUGAAAGAAUGGGGGUUUCAAAAGACAACCAAUGGACUUGCACAAUGACCAACGAUGGCUACAAACUCUGUCCCACUUAUCCCAAACAGCUUUGGGUUCCUGCCGGAUGCACCGCUGAGCUUUUGAUGUCAGCUUCAGCAUUUCGUUCUCGCAAUCGACUCCCUGCGUUAGUCUAUUAUCACAAAAGCAGCAAAUCGGUCAUUAUGCGCAGCUCCCAGCCGGCUGUCGGUAUAAGCAGAAGGCGCUCUAGAGAGGACGAACUGCUUUUAACUAAAAUUCAGGAAGCCAACCCGAUUACUCAAGAACUCGUCAUAUUCGAUGCUCGUCCAAAAGUUAAUGCCGUUGCCAACAAAGCUAUUGGAUAUGGCUACGAAGAUGUUCAAAACUACGGAGGUUGCAAACUAGUUUUCUGUGACAUCGAAAAUAUUCACACAAUAAGAAACUCUCUCAUAAAACUGUAUGACGCUAUUCUCGAUGAGGAGUCUUCUAGGCAUAAUUUGAGUGUUCAAAAUAGCGCCUGGGUCUCUCAUCAAUAUCAGCUGUUCAGCUCUGCCGUCAAAAUCGCUAAAACUGUCGCGCUGAAAAACCAAUCGGUCCUGGUCCACUGUAGCGAUGGCUGGGAUCGAACUACCCAAUUAGUGUCCCUGACGAGCAUAAUGCUAGAUCCUUACUACCGCACUUUGAACGGGUUUGUUGUUCUCAUAGAAAAAGAUUGGAUCUCAUUUGGACACCAGUUUUCUUUACGCCAUGGCUACGAUGGCUCCAGCUCCUCUGAAAGGGCCCCUAUUUUCCAGCAGUUCAUCGAAACCGUUUGGCAAACUCUGCACUUAUUUCCCAAACACUUCGAGUUCAAUGAAAAUUUCCUGAUUUUUUUACUAGACCAAAUAUACAGCUGCUACUUUGGGACCUUUCUGUACAACUCCCAAAAAGAAAGAGUUGAGGCUAAACUCAGUCAACAAACACUCAGUCUGUGGGACGUCAUCUUGUUUAAACCCUAUCGUUCCAGAUACAUUAACCGCUCCUACGUGCCUUACAACAGCAUCCUGAUCCCAAACAUCAACGAAAAUAUUUUUGUUUUGUGGGACAACUACUACUUCCGCUACACUAAAAAUUAGCGUUCCGCCCCUCUUGAGCGAGGGCGAUAUCAAAACGUCUGAAGAGACUAAAGUUUGGCUCGCCUCUAAUGACUUUAAUACAUUUUCCGGCA
Messenger RNA from Schistocerca gregaria, 2175 nucleotides. RefSeq names its product myotubularin-like. Gene Ontology annotation, biological process: dephosphorylation. Gene Ontology annotation, molecular function: phosphatase activity. Bases 104 to 2083 code for a protein of 659 amino acids. NCBI's taxonomy places the organism in Eukaryota, Metazoa, Arthropoda, Insecta, Orthoptera, Acrididae. The transcript has a single exon. The record is from RefSeq and is a predicted model, not a curated record.